AUGAAGCCAGAGAUAAUCAAUGAUCUCAUUUCUACUGAAGAAAAUUGUGAGGCUAGAGGAAUUAACGUAUCAAAAAUGACAUUUUCUGCUUCCCUUCUUGAGGUUCCUGAGGAAGUGAAGACGAAUUUGAAUUUUCCUCCACUUUGGGGAUUCACAUCUGUCUGUGGAAGGAGGCCGGAGAUGGAAGAUACUGUCAUAGCUUUACCUCGGUUCUUGACCAUCCCUUCUCCACUGUUGACUCAUAGACCAAUUAUGAAUGUCAGGCAUCAAGAUUUAAAAGCCCACUUCUUUGGAGUUUAUGAUGGACAUGGGGGCCAGCAGGAAAGAGAUGUCAAUGAAGAGUCUGGUUGGAAACUUGUUCAUGGAGAUGUAUUUAGGACUCCCCUUUGUUUAGUUUUACUCUCUGCUCUUGUUGGCACGGCGCACAACUAG
This is a messenger RNA of Fraxinus pennsylvanica, 432 nucleotides long. Lineage: Eukaryota; Viridiplantae; Streptophyta; Magnoliopsida; Lamiales; Oleaceae. The record is from the annotation of a GenBank genome assembly.